This is a messenger RNA of Rotaria sp. Silwood2, 1341 nucleotides long. NCBI's taxonomy places the organism in Eukaryota, Metazoa, Rotifera, Eurotatoria, Philodinida, Philodinidae. The record is from the annotation of a GenBank genome assembly.
AUGGAUACAUUCGAAUUAUCAUCAUCGUCAUCAAAUAAUAAUACUAAUAAUAAUUCACAUCGUAAUACAUGGUCUAAUUAUCCUACAGAAUGCUAUCCAACAAGUGUAGACUACUAUCGAUCGUAUGGAACAGCACCUCUUACAUCACUUCCCUGGGUUGAAUCAAGUAAAUAUUCCGUUGCUAAUUGGUCAACUCAAACAUCAUCUACAUUUCCUUAUACAUCUUCUCAUCCUGCACCUCCACAUGCUCAUACAAAUUUUAUGUCAACAACAAAUCCAUCAUCAUCAUCAUCAGCAACAACAGCAUUUGGUCAACCAUAUUACCCUCCAACACCACCAAAAGAUAUUUCACAUGAUUCACUACUUGAUACAUCAAAUAAACAACAUGAUUUACUUAAUAAUAAAAAUUAUCAUCAACAUAAUCAUCAUCAUCAUCAGAAUUUAUUUCCUAAUACAACAUCACCAACAACAAGUGCAGCUGCAGCAGCAGCAGCAUAUCAUCAUCAUAAUUGGGGACAUGUCCUUAAAGAUUCUGCUGCUUUUUGGUCGACCAUGAAAUCACCAACAGAAUCAUCAGGAAAACUUUCAAAUUCAAAUACAAAGAAAAAAACUAGUCAAGCUGAAGGUCGUGAAUGUGUUAAUUGUGGAGCUAAAGCUACACCAUUAUGGAGACGUGAUGGUAAUGGUAAUUAUUUAUGUAAUGCUUGUGGUCUCUAUCAUAAAAUGAAUGGACACAAUCGACCAUUGAUUAAACCUAAACGACGUUUAUCAACAGUUAAGAAAACAGGUGUUCAUUGUUCAAAUUGUAAUACAAGCACAACAACAUUAUGGCGUCGAAAUGGUCAUGGUGAAAGUGUUUGUAAUGCUUGUGGUUUAUAUUAUAAAUUACAUAAGGUAAAUCGUCCAAUAACAUUAAAAAAAGAGAACAUACAAACACGUAAUAGAAAACCAAAUACAAAACGUAAUGGUAAUUUACUUGCAAGUAGUUCAUCAUGUAGUAUUAAAGAUAAGGAUCCAUUUCCUUAUGGACUUUUAAUGAAGAAUGAACAAGCGUUAAAUGGUUAUCAUGCUCAAGCAGCAGCUGCAGCUAUGGCAGUUAACAGUGCAUCAACAUCGUCAUCACCAUCAUCAUCAUCAGUUUAUCAUCAAUCUCAUCAAGCAGCAUAUGCAGCUGCGGCAGCACUUCAUCCAUUAUUUUCAUCAUCAAUGUUAUCAUCCAUAGGUACGACAACGACAACAGGUACAUCACUAUCAUCAUCGUCAAAUUCGUCAUCACCAACAAAAUCAUCAUAUAUGACAAAUCAACAACAUCAUGUUGGGGUUUAUCCUCCGUACUUUUAA